Moneuplotes crassus is the source of this 922-nucleotide messenger RNA. NCBI's taxonomy places the organism in Eukaryota, Ciliophora, Spirotrichea, Euplotida, Euplotidae. The record is from the annotation of a GenBank genome assembly.
AUGAACACAUAUCGGUCGGAGAGGCUCCUCCUCAGUCCAAAUCCUAAGAGGAUUGGCUCAAGUUUCGUAGAGUUCGAGAGCGAAGUGAAUAAGAUCAAAGAGAACGGCAAGAAGUUUAUCCAAAAUAUCCGUAAGAGGUCUUACAUCUCUCCUCAAGCUUCGAGGAACAACCCGUUCCUGAUGCCUAGGAAAAAUCGGAACUUAGCACAGAGGACCUUUAUCGAACGGGAGCCAGCAAAGCCACCAGUGAUAAAAUAAGACACCUUCAUUCCUUGAGCCAGGAAACUUUUUCCUCACAGGGAAGUACAAGAAGUUGAUUCAUAAAACAAUCUAUCAGAGAUUCAGCAACCGGCCAAGUGGCAAAAACCUGACUGUGACAAAUAGAACUGGCGAAGCCAGAUCUAUUUCACGAAUCAAAUAGAGAUAUUUCGGACAAAAUUGAAGAAAUAGUCAACUCUAGAGAAAAACAAGAGAUUCUCAAAAGAAGUAUCAAGGACAUUAAACGAAAUAAAAUUGUACAAAAUGAGAGAUCUACUGGCACUAGCCGUGUUUGGAACCUUAAUGCUCUGAUGAGUCCUUUCAAACCCCCAAGAAAGCAGUAUUACACUAGAAAUAGCACUGAACGGAUUAAGAGAGCUACAAAGAAGAAAAAGGAACUUGAUCUCAGGAAGCGUCUGCAGAUGAUCCUUCUUUCAAAAAGAUGGGUAAUUCACCGUAAAGCCAGGAAAUACAACUCUUCACUAAAUUCGAGUCGUCAAAGAAAUAAUAGUGACCUAAAGACGGGACCCAGCUGAUAGACUUGGCUACUCUAGGUUGUAAUUAAGCCUAAGAAUUUCUGCUAAAACUGCAAGGAAAUUAUAAAACAACCCAGAUGAUUAGUUCAGACCAUUUUUAAUAAAUUUAUUCCCAAUUUCAAUUUUUG